AUGGGUGUUCAAGUUCUCAGUCCCCAGAAUUGCCUCAAAGAUUCUCUCUCACCUCAGCAAGCGCUGAUGAAUUCCAAUCGAAACCCUAACCCUAAUCGGGUCAGAACCUCUCCCCAAACCGACCGGAAGAAGCGAAGGCCGACCCGGCCCAACAACAACCCACCCGCUCCGGUCCAGAAACCCGCCGCCCCCAAGAAUAUCGUCAUGGGCCAGGUCAAAAUCCUAAAACGCGGCAAGGAAAUCCCCAAAGCGACGCCGGUUCGGUCACCACCGAAGCAGAAUCCCAAACCCCAGGUUCCGGAUCUCGGAUCCACCAGCCGGAUGGGUCCUGACCCGAAGAAGGUUCCGGUUCUUCCGAAGCCGGCCAAACUACCGGAACCCAACUGGGCUUCCGGGUUCUACGCCGGGUCGUCGUCGUGUAUAGCUGCGCCUCCCCCGGAGUCCCUACCUCUGCCGUCGUUCUUCGCAAAGAAGAGCGCCCCUUCGAGAACCGAUGAAGCUGCAAGCGUGCUGCUGAAGCUUCUGCGGCUCAAUUUGUCGUAG
Molecule: messenger RNA, 543 nt
Organism: Prunus armeniaca (apricot)
Lineage: Eukaryota; Viridiplantae; Streptophyta; Magnoliopsida; Rosales; Rosaceae
Source: the annotation of a GenBank genome assembly